CUGCUCGAAGCAGCGUGAUGACGUGUCCACACCUUUAAUUUUCACACGUGAGGUUAUUUAGAAGUUAAUGAGCGUCUCGCGCUGUCUGACGGGGUGAAAGCAGGUAAACCUUUCAUGGAAAAUCAUCGUAAGCCGUCGGCUUUACGUGUUGUAAAAAAUCCAAAAGGACACAAUGAGUGAUACAGAACAGCAAAAAGAAGCAGAAAAGGUUUGUGAGCCUGAGUGGCCGGAGAAUGGAGAUGCGUGGAGUGACGCAGAGAAUGAGACGAGCAUGGACUGUGAGCUUCUGCAGGCCAUGGCCGAGGAUGAUGAAGAGAUAAACGUCUACAAUGAGGAGACGUUUGGGAUGGAUCUUGAUCCACAUGGGACAACAGACAACCUAGGUAGCAGCAGUAUUCCGUUUGGAGAACCACUGCCUCAGACGCCACAACCGGCACCUCCGUCUCCCCUCAGAGCCCACUUUUCCCCUCUCAGACAGAAUCCACAAUGUCUGCCUCAGGCUUCCCCUUGGCUUCGCAGCAGAGGCAGGGGACGAAGGGGAGGACCAGGCCGGCAGCAGAUGUUUGAAGACCCAGCUGUGAUGAGGAUAGUGGAGGGAAGACGGAGCCUCAUGAGCCUUGACAGCUCCAUAGUGGACUGUGGGCAUGCCUUAUGCCGGAACACCUUUGAGGACAAUAGGAUGAUGCCCUCGUUUGGAAAAACCAGGAGAGUUUCAGGAUCGAUCCUUCAGGACAACGCUAUAGUGUGUGUGAUUGGUCACAGAGGCAGAGGUCAGCACGUAAACUCCGGCUUCCUGGAUAUGCCAUAUCCAAUCUCCUCCUUCCGAGGUGCGAGAGGGGAACCCAGAGGAUCCUACACCAGAAGACAUUUUGGCCAAAGAGGGCCUUCUCAGAUAUAUGCACCCAUUGUACCAGGAUCCCCCAUCUUCUCACGUCAACCACUGACCCCUCGACAUUUCAAUCAGACAGGGGGCUUGAUGUUUCCUCCAACCCGCCCUUGCCCCUCCACGCCUCAACCACUUACUCCAAAGAUGAUGCAGCUUCGAUUUGGUGCCAACUCGCCAAGACCAUCCCCAUUUUACAGCCCUUCUUCUAAUCCAGUGCAGUCCUUCCGGUAUCCCGGUCCAGUCACACAACUCCAUCCUCAACAUAAACGACUACUCAGUCAAAAACGGCAUUUAUUCCAAAGAAAGUCAGAAGGCUGUGACCCUUACUGUGAUCUCAUGACGGCUAAAGAGAAGGAGUGGAUCACGCGUUUGCAAAUGAUCCAGCUGCAAAGUGAGAAUCCAUACCUCGAGGACUACUAUUACCAGGAGUAUUAUCGUCGAAUAGAAGCGAAAAUGGCCGAGGAAGAGCUGGGCAUCAGGAGCAAAAGAGAACCACCUAAACUCACCACACCUUACAUCACAAAGACCGACGCCUACACACCAGUGGUGCACAUUGAAGGCUCUUUGGGUCAAGUUGCUGUGUCCACAUGUUACUCUCCUCGCCGGGCAAUCGGUGCAGUUCAUGCAGUCCAAGCUCAUGGUCCAUUCGAGGAACAAAAAGACACCAGACAAGACCGGCUAGAGGUCCUCAACAAAAUAGAAAAGUUUUUCAUAGCUCUGCUGGAGGUGGAGGAAAUGGAGAGGAUGAAAACCGCUAUACUGUCUGAGGCCGAAGAGAGGAAGUUGAUAGAGAGAACCCAGAGGAAAGCAGAGCUUAUCUACUCCCAGCUGCAAAACCACAAAUCUACAGAUUCAGGAGAGGAGUUUCUUCCUUUCCUGCUCAUCUCAAAAGGUAAAAAGCUCCUCACCCGCCUGCUCCCGUUCCUGAAACAUGAUUCGGCACGAAAAAUCUUGGACGUUGUGACCUGCAACCUUCCGACUUUAAUGAGCAGAGACGCAGAGGAGGCCCUUCCAGUGCUCUACCCACCACUUCGGGAUGUGAUUGGUAGCCUGACGUUCAGUCAGCUUAUCGGUGUCCUCAAAAGUCUGUUAUCAUCAUCAUCAGAGUCUCUGGCAACAUACGAGUGUCUGUCACUGGCAUGCCAGAACAAGUUUGGCUUGUCCUUGCUGUAUGCUCUUCUGUCACAUGGAGAGAAGCUGCUAUCCUCGAGCGUUCCUCUUGAGCCCAGCCUUGGUGACUUUGAGACUUGGACCGACAUAAUAUUCCAGGUGGCAGGAGAGCUGUCCCAAUGUUCUCUUGUGGAGCCACUUGUUAUGCCUUCAAACCUGCUCACACUCUUCUGCCGCUACCUGGACAAGCGAACUGUACACCAGCUGAAAAGCAACAUGGAGUCUGCAACUGGAUUCCUGGCUCUUCCAUCCUAAGGAAGAUGAUGUCUAAUCACAUGUACAGUUGACCAGGUUGUGGUGAGCACUAGACGGAAAGAAGCAGAAGCACAAAAACAUCAGCCAUUUGUAACAGAAGCUAUCAUGACCUGACCUUUUCCGUUCUGAGUCUUUACUAUUCCCCAAUCCCUCACAUUUUUGCACCUCAAACUGUUUCCCUUUUUAUUUCCUUUAUGUGAUUGUUUUACUUUCCUCCCUUUGGUCUCCACUUGACUCAGUGUUAUUCUGAACCUUUUUUUUUUUUUUUUUUCUUUUUACUUUUUAUAACUUCCAUAAAAGCCUUAUUCAUGUCCUCACAUUUAUAGUAAUUACCAUUUAAUUUCUACUGAAAUUCCAGGCUGAUCAAUUUAAGUGUGGUUUGUCAGAUAUGGUGACCAGGUUAAGGAUUGUGUUGUAAUUUAUGAUUGUACAGCUGAAUUCAUAUGUUUGUUAUAAUAACCAUUGAAGGAAGUUGUCAUGGUUCAAUGCAUGCCAUGCAAUUUUGGGUUAUUUUGUAAAAAGGCAUGCAUUGUGUAUACAUAUGUAGUAAUGUUAUAUAAGAUGUAUUUGAUGUAAUUUGUCCAUCUUAAAAGUUUUGAGUUAAGAUUUUUAUUUAUUGUAUUAAUUUGGAAACAGGUAUAAUUUAAAUUACACCCUUGUAGAGCACUUGCAACAUGAAUAAAAAAAGUUAAAUUAC
Melanotaenia boesemani (Boeseman's rainbowfish) is the source of this 3008-nucleotide messenger RNA. It is a transcript of the gene patl2, whose product is annotated as PAT1 homolog 2. Gene Ontology annotation, molecular function: RNA binding. The transcript has 19 exons. Gene Ontology annotation, cellular component: P-body. NCBI's taxonomy places the organism in Eukaryota, Metazoa, Chordata, Actinopteri, Atheriniformes, Melanotaeniidae. Gene Ontology annotation, biological process: deadenylation-dependent decapping of nuclear-transcribed mRNA; P-body assembly. The record is from RefSeq and is a predicted model, not a curated record. Bases 173 to 2311 code for a protein of 712 amino acids.